Molecule: messenger RNA, 919 nt
Organism: Cyprinodon variegatus (sheepshead minnow)
Lineage: Eukaryota; Metazoa; Chordata; Actinopteri; Cyprinodontiformes; Cyprinodontidae
Product: claudin-3-like
Exons: 1
Coding region: 115-759 (214 amino acids)
Biological process (GO): cell adhesion; bicellular tight junction assembly
Cellular component (GO): plasma membrane; bicellular tight junction
Molecular function (GO): structural molecule activity
Source: RefSeq, a predicted model, not a curated record
UGACGUUAAAUUGACUGCCAGCUGGGUGCCUCGCUUACUCUUUACACAGCCAGUUUGUGAUUUUCUCUUCCAGUGUGACUUACAACCAGCAGCAGAGGAAGAAGACCUUCCAGUAUGUCUAUAGGACUGGAGUUGAUUGGUAUUUCCCUGUGCAUACUGGGAUGGAUCAUUGCAAUUGUAGCCUGUGCCCUUCCCAUGUGGAGAGUGACGGCCUUCAUCGGCAGCAACAUUGUGACGGCUCAGAUCAUCUGGGAGGGUCUGUGGAUGAGCUGCGUGGUCCAGAGCACAGGACAGAUGCAAUGUAAGGUCCACGAUUCUAUGCUGUCUCUCUCUCAGGACCUCCAAGCAGCGCGCGCCCUCACCGUCAUCUCCAUCCUGUUGGCCAUCCUGGCUGUGCUUGUGGCCAUUGCCGGGGCAAAGUGCACCAACUGCAUCGAGGAUGAGGCCUCCAAAUCCAAAGUGAUGAUCAUCUCUGGAGUCUUCUUCAUCGUUUCUGGUGUGAUGCAGCUGAUUCCCGUCUCCUGGUUGGCCCACAGCAUAACCAGGGACUUCUACAACCCGCUGAUCAUUGAUUCUCAACGGAGAGAGCUGGGGGCAGCGCUGUAUGUCGGCUGGGGGGCAGCCACGCUCCUGGUUCUCGGCGGAGGACUUUUGUGCUGCUCCUGUCCGCCAAAGGAGACCAGAUACAACAGCUCGCGAAUGGCUUACUCUGCCCGGUCUGCAGGUGGCCAGGUUUUAGAGAGAAAGGACUAUGUAUAAAUGAAGUUCAAACAAGAAGAGACAUGACUGAAUCUCUACAACACUUUUUUAAUCCAACAGGAACAAUGUUGGGGAAGGAAGAUGAGAAAAAACAAGCAUUUGACUUUUUUCCCCAGUAAAUCAAACAAUUCAGAAACAGUUCUUUAGCUGCAGAAGAAAA